AUGGCGAUCGCGCGCGUCGUCGCGGACGCGCGUUCGAUGCGACGGCCGCACGCGCGUGGACGCCCGCACGCGCGCGCGCGCGCGUCCUGGCGCAUGUCGGACGACGACGUGCGUGAUGAUGCACCGCGUGCGGACGCGCGCGCGACGUCGACGAGCGAACGGACGGGGCGAACGGGAUGGGAGGGACGACGCGCGCGCGAAGUCGCGGAGGACGCGCGCAGGCGAGGGACGGCGACGCGGUACGAUCGACGGGCGAUCCGGCGAGAGCGAGGGGAUGGACCGACGAUCGCGGAGGGGUUGAUCGGGGAGAUGGUGUACGGGACGAAUCCGGUGUUGGAGGCGUUGCGGCAGAAUCGACGGACGCUCUUCGCGCUGUACGUGCAGACGGGCGAGGGCGGAGGCGGACACGGAACGUCGGAGAUCUUGCGGUUGGCGAAAGAGUUGAAGGUUGAGGUGAAGAGUGCGAGUAAACAUGAUUUGAACAUGGCGUGCGAUAAUAAGCCGCAUCAAGGGGUGUUGCUCGACGCCGAGGCGCUGGAGAUUCCAACCGUCGAGGAGUUGCCGAGAUGGAACGGCGUCGGUUCGCCCCCGGUGUGGCUCGCUUUGGACGAGGUGGUGGAUCCGCAGAACCUCGGUGCGAUGCUUCGAAGCGCGCACUUCUUGGGCGUGGACGGUAUCGUCGUCUGCACUAAGAAUAGCGCCCCGUUCAACGCCACCGUGAGCAAGGCGAGCGCGGGCGCGAUGGAGGCGCAAGUCGUCCACCGCACGGGCGUCAUGCACCGAUUCCUCGCCAGAGCGCGCGACGACGGCUGGGACGUCGUCGGCGCCGCCGCCGAUCCGCGCGCCGAAAACAUUCACGCCUUUGAGGUCGCCGCGCCCACCGUUCUCGUCGUCGGCAACGAAGGCGUCGGCAUUCGCACAAACGUUCGCCGCGCGUGCAACCGUCUCGUCUCCAUCCCUCGCGGCGUCUCCGCCACCGACGGCGUCGACUCCUUAAACGUCUCCGUCGCCGCCGGCAUUCUCAUCCACGCCCUCUUAGCGUCCAGAACCGUGUAA
Molecule: messenger RNA, 1056 nt
Organism: Ostreococcus tauri
Lineage: Eukaryota; Viridiplantae; Chlorophyta; Mamiellophyceae; Mamiellales; Bathycoccaceae
Product: RNA methyltransferase TrmH family
Exons: 1
Coding region: 1-1056 (351 amino acids)
Biological process (GO): rRNA methylation
Molecular function (GO): RNA binding; RNA methyltransferase activity
Source: RefSeq, a predicted model, not a curated record